Messenger RNA from Schistosoma spindalis, 642 nucleotides. The record is from the annotation of a GenBank genome assembly. Lineage: Eukaryota; Metazoa; Platyhelminthes; Trematoda; Strigeidida; Schistosomatidae.
GUUCAACCUGAGUUUGAUAGCACGAUUAUACAUGAUUAAUGCUUUGAAGAUACAAGUUAGCAAAUCACUGGAUAUUUUUUAUGCUGCUUACUUACAGACUGUAUACUAAAUAGGAAGCAAUGCUGAAGUGCUCACAAACCACCUAAAAAGUAUGGAAAUAUCUGUCACAGAUGAUGGUAUUUACAAAAUUACGUUGUCUAUAAAAUCCAAUAUUUGUAAAGACCCAAAUGAGAAAACGUGUAAGCAUGUAACUGUAGGAUUGGUAACAGUUCAAUAUGUAUUAAUUAGGAUUGAAAUUGCGCAAGUCCUAAAGACAAAUCCAACACCAGGAACCAAUCAAAUGGAAAUUGCAAUCCCGCUUUCUUUAUGGCUAAAACAGGUAUGGUUACAAAAUAACAUAUCUACUAACAGGACAAUUCUACCUAAUCCAUGGAAAAUGAUAACACAAAACGAACGCAGCUAAAACCUAGUAAAGAACUCAGGUCAGUAAUGAUUAUAUACUGAAUCAAAUUUCGAGAUAUCAAGGGCAGUUGAAGACGUAUUAUUAAAACAUAUACAAUGAAUAACAUAUUCACAACAUAAUAAUAAAACCCACAAGAGACCGAUUCUCUUUAUCAAGUAAGAGACAUCUACGGAACCUCC